Molecule: messenger RNA, 1483 nt
Organism: Cyphomyrmex costatus
Lineage: Eukaryota; Metazoa; Arthropoda; Insecta; Hymenoptera; Formicidae
Gene: exp
Product: expansion
Exons: 8
Coding region: 97-1425 (442 amino acids)
Biological process (GO): regulation of DNA-templated transcription
Molecular function (GO): protein binding
Source: RefSeq, a predicted model, not a curated record
GCUCGAACGUUCAACGCGAAGAGAGAUUAAGAGAGAUUACAUGGUAAGGAUCGUUUUUUCUUUUCUCUGCUUUCAGAUUGACUAUCGGAACGCAAAAUGGUAUCGAGGCGGAAGAUACUUUCGCGUUCGCGAGAUAAUCUCGUGGAGUCGCAGUACGAGGAACAAGAUGAAGAAGACGUGUGGUAUAACUUGGAUAAAUUGUACAAGGAUCACAUACAAGAGGUCUUAGAUAAAUGGAAUCAGAUAGAUGACGAAAUUUGGGCGAAAGUUAUCGUUUUCGAGAGGAACAGACGGGUUGCGAAAGCGUAUGCGAGAGCACCUGUCCUUACGAUAAACGGGUCUAAUGACGGAUUCGACGGAUUCAGGAUAGGGCUUUGCGGAUUUGAUAAUCCUAUGAGAGACUCGAAAACGGAAGAGGCCAAGCGUCACAUAAACCAAGGAGUUAAAAUAAAGAUGGAUGAACAGGGCAAUAUUCUCAUCAAGAGAUUAUGUAAAAAUAACGUGUAUGUGAAAUCGACGAAUCAAGAGGACAAUGCGAUCGGUCCAGAGAUCAUACGUAAUUCGCAGGGCGCGCUCGAGCACGAGAAACCCGGAAAGCUGUUCGACAUGAAUAAAUUUCAAACGAAUCUGUCGCGAGAGACGCGAAGGGCUUAUCCGGAUAGACGACGAUUGGAGAUGCAAUGUCUGAGCGCUAUCAUAUUCGUGAGAACGGAAGCCGACUUGCUUCAGUGCCCCGUAUGGGUGCUCAUCGUCAACGUGGUAGGAUUGGACAUGCUCAAGUCUAAGCUCCCACCAGUUCUAGCAUUACAGAGGCCGGUGGAUAUAAAGAAUAGACCUAGAAUACCAAUUCCUGACGAAGAUCCCUACAGCGUGGCCGGUGUGUCAUCGUCCGUAGGUCCUAGCGAAAUAAUGUCGACGGACAGGGACUCGCGGGAGCAAAUCUACAUGCAGUCGACGAGUUACCAGCAUCGACGUGCUGAGAGACCGCCAAAAUUGCCGCCUCGAGAAAAUCUUUAUGGCCAUGGCAUCCCCAAGCCUGAUUACGACGAUAUAGAGGAUGACUAUGGCAGAGCGAUGAAGCACCACAUGAUGGAGGAGAAACGAAGUAAACACGACGAUAGGAAAAAAUACGAUGAUCCAUAUUAUUGCGGCUUACGGGCACGUGUGCCCAAUUUCGUCAAAAUGGCGAGAAAUGGUCACAGCAAAAUGGGUCCUCCUCCGCCUCGAGGACAUCCCAGGACACAGCCGGCGCCGUCUUACGUAGGCGCCGCUUACGCUAGUAGUCAAUCAUCCCAGAUAUACGGGCACCUACCAGCCCAUCGGCCGCCCAUUAUGUAUCAUGCCAGAAGCUUUGAAAGCGGGCUUGGAAUGAGUCGCCGUAUAAUCACAUAUACGGAAGGUUACCGAUCCCGACGAGAGGCGUGAUACCUCCGACCUCGCGUGCUAUGUAUAUUGGAGAGUGGGAUUAGAUGUAAGAACUAUC